This is a messenger RNA of Caenorhabditis briggsae, 2124 nucleotides long. Bases 1 to 2124 code for a protein of 707 amino acids. The transcript is spliced from 10 exons. Gene Ontology annotation, biological process: polysaccharide biosynthetic process. Gene Ontology annotation, cellular component: membrane. The record is from RefSeq and is a predicted model, not a curated record. Lineage: Eukaryota; Metazoa; Nematoda; Chromadorea; Rhabditida; Rhabditidae. Gene Ontology annotation, molecular function: acyltransferase activity, transferring groups other than amino-acyl groups.
AUGAACCAAAUAAAACAGAAACCAUCGAAACGGCUGGACCUUCAAGGUAUCCGUGCUCUGGCAAUUAUAGUGGUCCUUGGAUUCCAUUUUUAUCCAGAAUACUGUCCAAAUGGAUACCUCGGGGUUGAUCAAUUUUUCGUCUUAUCCGGAUUCCUAAUGUGUAUGUUGUUAAAACGUUCCGAGAAUCAAUUACCGUGUCAAUUAGUCAGUCUGUUUUACUCCAAAAGAUUCAAACGAAUCCUCCCAUUAUAUCUGCUUGUUAUCUUCCUUUGCAUGAUUUGCCUAUACUCAUUUUUCCCGGAUACCGCUAUCGAAACUAAUCAGGAAUCUGCUAUCCACGCUCUUCUUUUUGUGUCCAAUCGGCAGAAAACAGUCGCGGAGGAUUAUUUUCAAAUGUUAUUUAUCGCAGUCGACAUCUUCACCCAUACUUGGUCUCUAUCCGUGGAGAUUCAGUUCUAUUUUUUGGUUCCUUUCAUUUUUCUACUAGCUACCAAGCUUCCCGAAAAAUUUCAAUUAGGAUACUAUGGAAUAGUUGGAUUCAUCUCAUUCGUUCAUUUUUCCACAAUCCCCCCUUCGGUAGCAUUCAAUAGCGUUUUCGCCAGAAUCUGGCAGUUUUUAAUCGGUAUGGUUGUAUAUCUCCUUGGUCUAUCCAUAUCCGAGUCUCAAUAUCGACUUCUCAAUAAUCCAGAAAUUUUGGAAUCCAAGCAGCUUCUAGAAGACGAGGAGAAUGAAGAAGCUGACUGUUGUCCCGAGGAGAACUUCGCGAACUUUCUAAAAUACUCUCAGUCAGUGGCAUUUGUUUCUCUAAUCUCUUUGAUAUGCAUCGCUAUGUUCCCUAUGACGCUACCUUCUUUAGUGGUUAGACCACUAGUAACAAUUGGCACUGGACUAUUAAUGUUGUUAUCGGAAGAUAAUUGGAUACUAUCUAACAAGUUAUUGACCUAUAUCGGAGAUAUCUCAUAUUCCUUGUACCUGAUUCAUUGGCCCAUUUAUGCAUAUUGGAAAUUAACUUGUGAAAGAAACCAAGCUCUUCUUCUCCUCGCCCUGAUCUCAUCAUUGAUUCUUGCCGUGAUUACAUUUGAGACUUUUGAAAAGUGGUAUCUAAAACUGUCAUCUACCAAUAUAGGAGUACUCGUGGUGGUGUUAUUUUUCCUAAGCAUUGUUGUUAUAAAAAAAGAUGAAGUUACGGAUUUCAUCGAUUCAAUCGGAAAGAACAAGUCAAGUCUAGACGGCGUUACUGACGAUAUGACCGCUGUCGAUGCCGAGCGCCUAAAUUACCGAUGGAGCGUGAAUGAUAAUCGAAAUCUAUUUGAUCCUACUUGUGUAUACGAGAAUCCGGAAACUGCAAAGAAUUUGAUUAAUAAAAAAGAACGUUUUAGGGAUUAUCGGGUGAAUUCAAGAUGGCCACGAUUGGAAACAGCUGGAAUGCGAAUCAUGCUAAAAUGUUCUAUCAGGAGUGUGGAUAUAAAGCAAAGAGUAUUAUGCAAGGAUCGUCUACUGGUUAGUUGGACGAUUCUUCAUCUGAUAAAUUGGUCACUAUCUUCAACAUUUUAUUCAGGAUGUGAACCCCUCUUCCCUACCGGUCAGAUUGAAAUGUGCCGACAAAAUUUCACGGAUUUCGAAGUGCACAUUCGUAAUGAAAAACCAGACUACGCUUUCAUGUUCACAAGGUUCAUGUCAAUCGGUGCGUCAUGGCCGCGAAACGUGACAAGUUUUGAACAAGACUCCAUCUACCAAACUAUGAAGGGGCAGAUGCUGAAAUUCAUCGAAAAUAUUAAAUAUAAAUUGUACAUUUUGGAUGCGAUUCCAAGAAUCAAUAGAAGAACAGUGAACCAAAUUGCACAGCUUAUAAAAAAUGGAACUGAUCCAGUUGCCAUCGAUAAAAUUAUGGUCCGUCCACAUGGUCAUGAAAUGGCUCGAAAGCGGCAUGCUCAACUGGUGAAAGAUUGUAAAGGAAAGUGUGAAUUAGUGGAUUAUGUGCCGGAAUUCUACAAGAACGCUACUAAAACUUUCCGAUAUUUUGAUGAGAAGGGAUUCUCAUAUUUCACGACUCCUGAGCAUUUAUCACCUCAUGGAAUCGAACAUAUCAGACAUGUUUGGACCGAUAUUUGUAAAAAAUUGUAG